AUGACAAAACCUCAAUACCAACAAUUCCAAAAAAACGACACCAUUGAAGAAGUUUGUGUCAGAACUACUGCGAACACUUCCGCAGACAAUGACAGCUCGUCAUCCUAUGUGAGCUUGCAAGACAUUCGAGACGUGUUUCCAGAUGCACUACGCUUCAAGUUGGAUGGGCAUCCCAUUCCAUUACUUGUAGAUUCUAAUGGCAACAGAAUCGAACCUUUGCGCAUUGCAUUCUAUCCUGAUAAGAUCCUGGACGUUAUUACAGAAGUAUCACAGAACGGCAGUAGUAACAACAGCAAUGCCGUCGUUCAUUUGUCAACAACAAGAGACUCGGGGAAUCUGACUCCUCAGGAUUCUUCUUUGCCUUCAUCAAACUUGGUUCAAGCUUACAACCCAUCUCUUACUGCUCACAGCUUGGAAGAGAUUAAGGAGUUGGUACUAGAAACUCUUAAAAUGCAAUCGGAAACAGUUAAACUACAGCAUCAAGCUCUUGACAGACUUGCCAUCCUCCAACAGAAAGCUGAUGCUAUCCUUGUCCAGACCUUUGAGCUUCAUGAAUAUCCAAUCCCUCGACUCUUUAUCAUCUGCCUGAACAAGGUUCGCCUUCAUUUCCUAUGUGAAUGUGAGGAUCGCUCUGAAAAGGCAAGCAAGGACAGCCAGAAGAACAAAACCCAUCUUGCGAGACAUGAAGGAUAUGAGAUCAGGAACAGCACAGAGUUCUUCCAAAAGUAUGGGAAAUACAUGAUCAUCUUGUUACAAGGACUCAAGUUGGGGAUGGAAGCAUCUCCAGGUUCUUAUCUGACACCUGCCCCAAGCAUGAUUGAUACCGGUAUUAAGCAUGCGAUCGACUAUUUGAAUGAACUCACAAAGGAAAACCCAGGCUUGAAUGACUUCAACACAAUGGAUGACUAUGAAGGACUUGAAGGAGCAGAUCUCCGACGACUGAGCACAUUCCUUCAAACCAAUGAUGAAAACAGGCAGCUUGGCAACUUGUACAGGAUCACGGCAGAAGCAGGCCAUGUCAAAUGGGUUUGUGUCGACCACUAUCGCUCGACGUAUAAAGAGAAAGAACAGAAAGCGUUUGAAGAUGUUGUGGCGAUGAAUGGAGGCAAAUAUGACUCACAGCUCGGUAAAGUGGUCAUUGAGUUGGUAUCCAGGAUCAGAGCUAGAGAGUUCUUCGAAGCCUUGACCAGAGCUAAACAUGUUUACGAGUUGGAUAUCAGAUUCGACUGGAAUUGGGUUUGGACCAAGACUGAUCUGGAAGCACUGAGGAAUGCACUGAGAGUAUCGAGUGUAUCGAUCCUUCGACUUGAUCUUGGAGAAUCUCAAGAGAGCAUAACCAGGAAAGUGCUUUCAGCAUCCACACGACAUGAAAAGCUUGUAGGCAUCAUAGAACUUAACAACAUGAAAGUGAUUCAUGUUGUACUUCCUCCGGAAGUCAAACAUCUUUCCAAUCUACAAAGCGCAAAAUCAUCACACCUUCACAAGUUAUCCUUUGGGAUGAGACCUCAAAUGAUGAGAAAUAGUGAUUUCCGACUGCUUAUGAAUCCGCUCGAGGCUUUGGUCACCCUGGAAUUGCAAUUCAACUCAAUGGGGAAUGAAGGGGCUCUCGCACUGUCAGGGGCACUCAAGGUCAACACCAGUCUAACCACUUUGAACUUGUACAACAACUCAAUUGGGAAAGAAGGAGCUCUAGCGCUGUCAGAGGCACUCAAGACAAACACCAGUCUAACCACUUUGAACUUGUACAACAACUCAAUUGGGAAAGAAGGAACUCUGGCACUGUCAGAAGCACUCAGGAUCAACACCAGUCUGACUGGUUUGCGCUUGGCAAGCAACUCAAUUGGGAGUGAAGGAGCUCUGGCACUGUCAGAGGCACUCGGGAUCAACACCAGUCUGACUGGUUUGCGCUUGACAAGCAACUCAAUUGCGGAUGAAGGAGCGCUGGCACUGUCAGAGGCACUCAAGACAAACACCGGUCUGGCCAAUUUGGACUUGACGAUCAACUCAAUUGGGAAUGAAGGAGCUCUGGCACUGUCAGAGGCACUCAAAACAAACACCAGUCUGACCAAUUUGUACUUGGUUCACAACUCAAUUGGGAAUGAAGGAGCUCUGGCACUGUCAGAGGCACUCAAGACAAACACCAGUAUGACCAAUUUGGACUUGAGUUUCAACUCAAUUGGGAAAGAAAGAGCUCUGGCGCUCUCAGAAGCGUCCAAGAAAAGGAUGAUCUUGAAUGUUUUUGUAUGAGAAGCGCCUUAAUCGAUUUGUAAAGAACUCUGGUACUAUUGAAGCCGCUUAUUAGUGGCUGGCCGAUGUUGAAUCAUUGUCUGGUUUAGUUGUCUGGUUUAGUUGACUGGUUUGGCCAUUGAAGUAGUGAUGAGGUGUU
Molecule: messenger RNA, 2386 nt
Organism: Lobosporangium transversale
Lineage: Eukaryota; Fungi; Mortierellomycota; Mortierellomycetes; Mortierellales; Mortierellaceae
Exons: 3
Coding region: 1-2247 (748 amino acids)
Molecular function (GO): protein binding
Source: RefSeq, a predicted model, not a curated record